This is a messenger RNA of Alosa sapidissima (American shad), 1353 nucleotides long. RefSeq lists its product as uncharacterized. The record is from RefSeq and is a predicted model, not a curated record. NCBI's taxonomy places the organism in Eukaryota, Metazoa, Chordata, Actinopteri, Clupeiformes, Clupeidae.
AAGAGUGCAUUGAGGUCAGCCUGCAUAUGAGAUGCUGGAGACUGAUCCAGACUGGGCACCAUCUCUCGAUCUGGGCCACAUGGAUACCACAUGCACAGACACAGCACGCUCUGCAAGGAGAGGUAAGCGGGAGCAGCUGAAAAAUGUCACACAGCAGCAAGUUAGGACUCAAGAGGCUGGACAUCACCCUCCUGAGGAGGACACACAAGAAGCUGAGGAAGGUGGCCAGGCACACCAUGAAGAGGGCACUCAGGACAACAUUGAGGAGGUGCCAGAGACUGAAUGUCAUCUGUGUGCUCUCAGGUCUGCCGAAGUAAACCGCUUGUUUGACGAAAACCGAGAGCUACGUCGUGAACUAGAGGAAUACAGAAUGUCUGAGGGUUUCUUUGGAGAUAGUGAUGAUAAAGUGAAGUACUAUACAGGUCUGCCAAACCUGGCAACAUUUAUGGCUCUAUUCAAUUUCUUGGUGCCUCUAAUGGCAGACCAGAGAAAAAUACUCACUCCUUUCCAAAUGGUAUUGUUAACUUUCAUGCGUCUUAGAUUGGAUCUGCCUGCACUACACCUGGCCCAUCUCUUCGGUGUGUCUCCAAAGACUGUAUAUAGGACAUUUAAUGACACUAUGGCAUUCUUGUAUGCAAACCUGAAGCGUUCCAUUGUAAGGCCUGACAGGGACACUCUGCGUAGCGUUAUGCCACACCAGUUUGUGGAGGCAUUUGGACACAGAGUUGCAGUAAUAAUUGACUGUUUUGAGAUUUUCACAGAAAGACCGACCAACCUGAAGGCACGUGCCCAGAUGUUUUCCAGUUACAAGCACACACACACCAUGAAAUAUUUGAUCGGUAUUACACCCAAGGGAUUAAUUUGUUUUCUAUCAAAAGGUUGGGGUGGCCGUACAAGUGAUAAACAUAUUACGCAGAACAGCGGGUUUCUUAACAACUUGCUGCCUGGUGAUAUUGUUAUGGCUGACAGAGGCUUUGACAUUCAGGAAAGUGUUGGUAUGUUGUGUGCAGAGGUAAAACUUCCAGCAUUUACAAAAGGUCGCUGUCAACUGGCUGCAAGGGAUGUAGAGGAGACUAGAAAGAUAGCACACUUGAGAAUUCAUGUCGAAAGGGUCAUUGGGAAUAUUUGUCAAAAGUACAGAAUCCUAACAGGAACUAUACCCAUCAACAUAAUCCUUCCAUGUGAAGGUGAGGAUGUCACAUUUCUGGACAAGAUCGUCACUGUGUGUUGUGCACUGACUAACCAAUGUCCAGCCAUAGUUUAGAAUGGACUUUUCUUUCCUGUGAGUGUGUUUAGGAUCCUGUUCAACUUUUGAGUAGCACUACUAGUGCAAGGGGCUAGAUUGUAUAUAUG